ACAUUUUUUUAGCAGUAGCAUGUCCGUUUAAAGUUGUUCCAGGCUCAUKUUUCCUCAUUGUGAAUCAUCCCCUCUUCUGGUAUGUUUAAGAAAUGUAUCCAAGUUGCAAGAAAAGGUAUAAUUUGUUAUUUUUAUUCAUUUUAAAAUGUCUCAACAGUAUAUAUCAUGGCGUAAAUGCAAUUGGAUACAGUCAUAGGGGUUGUAGGCUGACAAGGAAGUGUAGUCACUUUAUUCUAAAUUUAAAAAAAGUUUUGACAGUCAUAUAUAAUGUAAGUUUUAACCCAGUAUCGACAUGCCGUGUACCCAAACUGAAGUUCUCKUACUCAGUUUGAGAGAAACUGAUAUCGGGACACCCCUACUCUUAGGUCUUUAGAUGAGUGUAGAUGUUCUCAAAUCUGAAUGUUUCUGCAUUGAUGUAUCCUUUUCAGAUGUGUAAGCUGCUCACUAAUGCACCCCCAUAUCAUCAGAGAGGCAGGUUUUUGAACUGUGGGCCGAUGACAGACUGAAUAGUAGAUUCAUACAGAAGAGCUCCAGGAUGUUUCAGCUGCUCCCGGGUCGGAUGCAUCCAACMGGAAAACAAAGUCAAAAAACCCGUCUGGUCACCAAAGAUGGGCACUGCAACAUCGAAUUUGGCAACAUUGAGUACACCAAMCACUUUGCGUACCUGGUGGACUUCUGGACUACCUUCAUAGAGAUCCGCUGGCGCUUUGUUCUCCUCUGGUUUGUAGUUAUGUUCAUCGGCAGCUGGUUCAUCUUCAGUCUGCUGUGGUACUGGAUUGCAAAGAGCAACGGGGACCUGAGAGGGCAGAACCACACAGUUGGACACGUUCGAUGCAUCGAGAACGUCACCGGCCUCACAACAGCGUUCCUGUACUCUUUGGAGACCCAAACAACCAUUGGGUACGGUGGACGGGUGCUGACUGAGCAAUGUGCCGUGGCGGUGAUUCUGCUGGUCUUCCAGUGCCUCGUUGGCAUCAUCAUCAACUGUUUUAUAUGUGGCGUCAUCCUAGCCAAGAUCUCCUUGCCCAAGAAAAGGGCAAAGACUGUGACCUUCAGCCACACCGCUGUGAUCUGCUUGAAGAAAGAAAGCCUGUGUCUCCUGAUCCAAGUGGCUAACCUUAGAAAAACGUUAUUAAUUGGAAGCCAGAUCUACGGUAAGCUGCUGAGGAUGACCACCACCCCUGAUGGAGACACCAUCAUUCUGGAUCAGGUGGACGUUGACUUCAUGGUUGAUGCUGGCAAGGACAACCUGUUCUUUAUUUGCCCUCUGACGCUCUACCACGUCAUCGACAGAGGCAGUCCGUUCUACGAGCUGACGGCUGAUACGCUCUCCCAACAGGACUUUGAAYUGGUGGUCUUUUUAGACGGGACAGCUGAGUCCACUAGCUCCUCCUGUCAGGUAAGAACCUCCUACAUCCCGCAGGAGAUUCAGUGGGGUUACAGUUUCCUGCCCAUCGUUUCCCGCACAAAGAUAGGGAAGUAUCAUGUGGAUUUCGCCAAUUUCUCCAGAAGCGUCCCCGUAUCCACGCCACACUGCAUCCACUGCUUCGAGAUGGGCACGGACCAGAGAAACCACAAUGACCACAGAGACCAGGAGAA
Messenger RNA from Austrofundulus limnaeus, 1599 nucleotides. RefSeq names its product potassium inwardly rectifying channel subfamily J member 1. Gene Ontology annotation, biological process: regulation of monoatomic ion transmembrane transport; potassium ion import across plasma membrane. Lineage: Eukaryota; Metazoa; Chordata; Actinopteri; Cyprinodontiformes; Rivulidae. The record is from RefSeq and is a predicted model, not a curated record. Gene Ontology annotation, cellular component: plasma membrane. Gene Ontology annotation, molecular function: ATP-activated inward rectifier potassium channel activity.